AUCGCGGGGCUUUUCUGCUGCGGGGCUGGGGGGAGAAGCAAGAGAAGACCCCGGCCUGUUUUCAGCGCGCGCCCCCUCCCCACCCUCCUUUAGGGGAAAGAGAGAGCUCCGCGCUCGGAGUCGCUGUCAAAGGAGCCGGACGGGGAGGGGAAAGCUCCCCCCCCCCUUUGACCAAAGUCAAAGAGCGAUGCAGUGAGCAAAAGUUGAAGUCUGAACCGAAGCUAGAUCCCCUCCCUCUCCCUUCCAAGCCAAGAUCGCACCACAGGGAAGGAUUUGAAGUGGGCAGGGCAGGCUCAGCGGAGGGUUGCUCACGGGGAAAAAAAUGGUGAUUUCUGGUUCCUUUGGCAGCAAAGAGGCCUUAUGCAGAGGGCGUUUUGACACAGGGAUGCAACACAUUGGCGACUAAAGUACCGAAGAUGAAAAGGUGCUUUCAAGGCGUUGGGCUGCGAUGCUUUCUAAAGGCCACACCUCUCUUUCUUCAUUGGUUGGCAUUCCUCAUUUCUGAUUGGUGGGCUGAAUCUAUAUAAGGUAGUGUGAUGGCAGAACAAGAAGUUCAGGAUGGGUCUAUGGCUGCGCCGCAGGGCCAGAAAUACCUCCUCAUCUUUGACUUCGAUGAGACCAUCGUGAACGAGAACAGCGAUGACUCCGUCGUCCAAGUCGCUCCGGGGAAACAGCUUCCGGAGUCGCUGCGCCAAACCUUCCGUGAAGGGUUCUACAAUGAGUACAUGCAGCAGGUGUUGAAGUACUUGGGAGACCAAGGGGCAAAGAUGGCCGACUUCAAAGCCGUCUACGAGAAGAUCCCCCUCUCUCCUGGCAUGCGGGACCUUUUCCAGUUCCUCUCCAAACAGCAGGACCGCUUUGAAAUCAUCCUCAUCUCGGACGCCAACAUGUUCGGCAUUGAAUGUGCCUUGAAGGCCACUGGUGCCUACUCCCUCUUCCGUAAGAUCUUCAGCAACCCUUCUAGCUUCGACAAGAGAGGCUUCUUCACCUUGGGCCCUUAUCACUCGCACAGCUGCCCGCGGUGUCCGGCAAACAUGUGCAAGCACAAGAUCCUGACGGAAUACCUGGCCGAGCGGGCCCAGGAGGGCGUCAGAUUUGAGAGGGUCUUCUACGUCGGGGACGGAGCCAAUGACUUCUGCCCUUCCACGGCCAUGAAGUCCAGCGACGUUGCGUUCCCGAGGAAAGGUUACCCGAUGCACAAGCUCAUCCUGGAGAUGGAGAAAAACCAACCCGGGACCUACCAGGCCACCGUAGUCCCUUGGGAAUCGGCUGUCGAAGUGUGCUGCUACCUUCAAGAUGUUCUCAAGCGGAAAUGUUGAGGAAGGACAGGUGGUGGAAGAAGCUGCUCUUGAUCCCAUCCCUGCAAGCUGUUCAGAAAGAUCUGAAUGUCUAACAUCACGCCUUUCUCAUUCUUGGCUUGGACUCUGGGUUUUCUUCCUCUCAUUGCUCAAAAACUGUCUCUGGAUCUUCCCUUCCUUUGGUCUUGAGACAAAAGCUCUCUCUAUGCAGUUAGGAAAUCCACUCAAGGAAGGGUGGGUGGAUGCUUGGCCAUUUGCAUAUUAUUAUUUUUUGUUCACUUUCUUUGAAAUUCUGCUUUUGUAUUCCCUAAAGACACUCAUGUAUUUUCUCUCAAGCUAGUUCUCAGAAACACUUCAGAUAGGAGAAAGGAUUCUGUCUCCACCAAAGCAUUUAACCUGUCACAUGUCGCCCCGCUCCAUCUUAUACAAGGAUGGGCAACUUGUGGCCCUCCAGAUGUUGUGGCCCUCCAGAUGUUGUAGCCUAUACCUCCCAGCAGCUAUAGCCAGUAUAGUCAAUGGUAAAGGAUGAUGGGAGUUGUAGGCCAAAACAUCUGGAGGGCCACAAGUCGCCCACCCCUAAUCUAAUCAGAUAAACUAAAGAAUAGUUUAUUAGGGGUGCUCUAAUUCAGAAGGGAAUUGAGUGUGUGUGUGUGUGUGAGACAGAGAGAGAGAGAGAGAGAGAGCGCAAAUAUUUCCAGACAGAAAAGGGGGAGCUAGAAAGCUUAUUCCAGUCUAGUGCAAUGGCUUUAAUGAAUGACCUAGACCAGGAAUAUUGUGAUUCAUCCUUCCGCAACCCCGGAGGUGGGGGGAGGCAGAGGUCGGAGGUGGAGACGUGAGCAUGAAGUAGUUGAACUCGGGUCUCCAUGCCGAGAGUGUCCCAAGCUGCAAAUGCAUCAUUUUUAAGUAUAAAGGGCUUGUUUUCAUUACAGCCAUAUCCUGGUUUUAUAACAGUGUGUCUGUUAAUGGCUUCCUCCAAAUAAUCUUGGGGUUGUAGUUUGCAUUUGCUGUUAAAUAUCCCUGGACCCCACAGAGAACUAUAGUCAUUAAAUCAGUAUAAGACAUACCCAGAAGCUUUAACGACGGUGGGAUGGGGUGGGGAGCAGUAAUGAGACAGGCUGGGAAGUGGGAGAGUGCAAAACCUUUAAUCUAGGCUGGUGAAGGGGAAGCUUGUCUCUUUAAUGAAAUACAAGCUUUCGCACAACUCCCAAGUAGUGUGCUGAGCUGCAACAAUGGGUAACGGAUCACAUGAUACGUGGACUGUGUCACCUCCUCGUGCCGUGAUCAGUCGCAGGCUGCACCUGAAGGUGUUUUUGUGGUUGCACCCUAAUUCCUGCCCGUCUUCUCUGUUCCAUUUUACUGCCACAUUUGAUUCUUCUCUCCACGGCUGCUGUUUUAGAAACCACCACAAUGCACUUCUCCAUAGCUUGUGGUCUGCUUAUCCAUUCCAGGCCACCUGCCUGCCUCUCUUGCCUUCACCUGAUCUGUGUUCUGUUUUCUCUGCAAUUUCCAUUUGUUGUUGUCAUUGUCCAGAGCCAGCCCCAAACAUUUGCUGCUGGGACGAAGGAGAAGAUGGCGCCUUCCCCCACUCCCCAUUCCAUGUACAAAUGGUGACCAGACUGGCAGUUCAACGGUGCUGACAGGGCAGCUUGGGGUGUGUGUGCAGAGCAGGGCCACAUACAGCUCUAUCCAGCCCGCCUCCCUCAGCAUCUGCGGCCUGAGGUGGCUGCUUCACACUGCCUCAUGGUAGAGCCGGCCCUGUCAUUGUUUGCUGUCCUCCUCUUUGUCCAUCUGUUCUUGUUGGAACUUAAAAGCCAUGGCAACUUUUUUCUAAGCCCCCUCCGCAAGUAUCUAGCAAAUAUUGAAGAUGCCUUUCCUACACUACAUUGGCAUUAUGUGAUCUGCCUCUGUAUUUUCAAAUGUCUGUUUCCAUGUAGCCAGCAUGGCACCUAGUUUUGUCAACCUGAAAUGUUGUAUGUAUGAACACUCUACUCUGACCAGAUUGGGGUGGGGCUGCCUUUGUUUCUCCCACUCUUAUCCUUGCCUAGCUGGGAGCGACCCUCUUUCUCCUAAACUAGCUGCCCUACCUCUCUCGGCCGGUGGUGCAAAGCAACCUGCUGUUAGCAAUCUAUCGUUUUAUAAGCCAUCCUUUCAACUGAUUUUUCCUUAAUAUGCGUUGUCUCUUCUUUCUUCUUCAAGGAGAAAAAAGGAGGAGAAAUUAAACGACAAAGGAAAAAAAAAAGAAAAGAAAUAU
This is a messenger RNA of Elgaria multicarinata webbii, 3549 nucleotides long. RefSeq names its product phosphoethanolamine/phosphocholine phosphatase 1 (gene PHOSPHO1). The coding region runs from base 537 to 1319 and encodes 260 amino acids. Gene Ontology annotation, molecular function: phosphatase activity. The record is from RefSeq and is a predicted model, not a curated record. NCBI's taxonomy places the organism in Eukaryota, Metazoa, Chordata, Lepidosauria, Squamata, Anguidae. The transcript has 4 exons. Gene Ontology annotation, biological process: bone mineralization involved in bone maturation.